Fukomys damarensis (Damara mole-rat) is the source of this 2703-nucleotide messenger RNA. Its product is annotated as protocadherin gamma-B2-like. The transcript has 3 exons. Gene Ontology annotation, cellular component: plasma membrane. Gene Ontology annotation, biological process: homophilic cell-cell adhesion. The coding region runs from base 505 to 2703 and encodes 732 amino acids. NCBI's taxonomy places the organism in Eukaryota, Metazoa, Chordata, Mammalia, Rodentia, Bathyergidae. Gene Ontology annotation, molecular function: calcium ion binding. The record is from RefSeq and is a predicted model, not a curated record.
GUCUUUGUUCAUCUGGGAGAAGACUUUCCUUAAUUCUUCCAGUGUGUCCAUUUUCUUUGAUUAGGAAAGGACAAAACUCUCCUGUUAACUAGAUUAAUGGCUCUACUGUAGAUUCCAUCACUAAGGAACUCUCUUGGAUACUAAACACUGGAAAAUAGACACUCAAAACUCAUAAACUGCUUCAGUCCUCACACAGCCCAAUUUAUCUGUGGAAUAUGGAAUCCUAUUGAAUUUGCAAAAGCUUCAGACUGCAGUUUUCUAAACAGUCUCUGAGCGCCGCUGUUGACCAAUUCGCCGCAAGAGCUGGAUCCCAGGAUUCCCGAGCCUAUUUGCGCAGUCACAGAAGCAAGGCAGAGAGGAGGGUGCCCCAGGCUUGGGUUUUCUGCUUGGCAAAUCAAACUCCAUAGAGUCUGGGGUACCUGCAAACUAGGGCCAUUGGAUUUUCAAAGCCAUUUGUGAAGAAUCUUCCGUUAAUUUCUGAAGCUGCAACAGCACUCAAGAAGGAUGGCAUACCGAGGGAAGCAAAGGCGCCGGUGGCGGCAAGUACUCUUUCCCUUUCUUGUGCCUUUGUUCAGCGCGGCGCUUGCCGAACAGAUCCGCUAUUCUAUUCCGGAAGAAAUGGCCAGGGGCUCAAGAGUAGGAAACCUAGUUGAGGACCUGAGGCUGCCUAUUGGGAAUUUACUUGCCCGAAACCUCAGAGUUAGUGCAGAGAAACAAUACUUUUCCGUGAACACUGAGAAUGGGGACAUCCUUGUGAAUGACAGAAUAGAUCGGGAGCUGCUCUGUCCCCUGAGCCCUCUGUGUGUAAUACCGUUAGAGAUUGUAGCAGAAAAUCCUCUAAAUGUUUUUCACAUAGAUGUGAUAAUAGAAGAUAUAAAUGACAAUCCCCCUCGUUUCCCUGAAAGUACCAUUGUUUUACAAAUCAAUGAAUUAGCACUUCCAGGCACUAGAUUUGGCCUGGAAUCUGCUAUCGAUGCAGAUGUAGGACCUCAUUCUCUUCAAAGUUACCAGCUCAGCUCUAAUGAUCAUUUCUUUCUCAUGGUGAAGGACAAGACCGAGGGCAAGAAUGUCCCAGAAUUAGUGUUGGAGAAGCCGCUGGAUCGGGAACAACAGAGUUCCCAUCUUCUGUUCCUGACUGCAGUGGACGGGGGAGACCCUGUCCUAACUGGCACUGCUCAAAUUAAAAUCAAGGUCACUGAUGCCAAUGAUAACCCCCCAGUAUUCACUCAGGAUGUAUACAAAGUCAACCUUAGAGAGAACGUGCCCCCAGGCACCUCUGUGUUACAGGUGACAGCUACUGAUCAGGAUGAGGGCAUCAAUGCAGAGAUCACCUACUCCUUCAAGUCCCUAAGAGAUGGUAUUGGAAAUAAGUUUAUACUAGAUCCUAAUAAUGGAGAAGUUAAAUCCAAAGAUCCUAUAGACUUCGAAAUCAGAAGAAGUUAUACCAUGAGCAUAGAAGCAAGGGACGGUGGAGGCAUGGGCACUGAAUGUAAAAUUAUACUAGAAAUUCUGGAUGAGAAUGACAAUGUUCCGGAAGUAGUUUUUACUUCAGUGUCCAGUUCCAUAACCGAGGUUGCAGAACCUGGAAUGGUAAUUGCUCUGUUCAAAACAUAUGAUAAAGAUUCUGGAGAAAAUGGAGAGAUCACAUGCCUCAUAAAAGAAAAAAUUCCUUUUAGAAUUGAAACUUCUGCCAAUAAUUACUACAAGCUUGUAACAGAUGGACCCUUGGACAGAGAGAAGACUGCAGAGUACAAUGUCACUGUCACCGCUACUGACAAGGGCAAGCCUCCCCUGUCCUCCAGCGCCAGCGUCACCCUACAAAUUGGUGAUGUAAACGACAAUGCUCCCAUUUUCGAACAACCCGCCUACUUGGUCCACCUACCAGAAAACAACCAGCCCGGGGCCUCCAUAACCCAGAUCCGCGCUUGGGACCCAGAUCUGGGACCCAACGGCCAGGUCUCCUACUCCAUCGUGGCCAGCGACCUGGAGCCUAGAGCGCUGCUGUCUUACGUGUCCGUGAGCCCGCAGAGCGGGGUGGUGUUCGCGCAGCGCGCCUUCGACCACGAGCAGCUGCGCGCCUUCGAGCUGACGCUGCAGGCCCGCGACCAGGGCUCGCCCGCGCUCAGCGCCAACGCCAGCGACCCCGGGCUCUUCAGCCUGGGGCUGCGCACGGGCGAGGUGCGCACAGCUCGCGUUUUAAGCGACAAGGACGCUGCCCGCCACCGCCUGCUGGUCGCUGUGCGGGAUGGUGGGCAGCCUCCUCUUUCGGCCACCGCCACCCUGCUCCUGGUCUUUGCGGACAGCUUACAAGAGGUGCUUCCGGAUCUCGCUGACCAACCUGUCCCUUCUGAGCCCCAGGCCGAGCUGCAGUUCUACCUGGUGGUGGCUUUGGCCUUGAUCUCAGUGCUCUUCCUCCUCGCUGUGAUUUUGGCCGUUGCACUUCGACUGCGACACUCUUCCAGUCCCACUUACUGGGGCUGCUUUCAAUCUGAUCUCUGCUCUAAGAGCAGACCAGGGGUUUCUCUCAACUACAGCGAGGGAACCUUGCCUUAUUCCUACAAUCUGUGCGUUGCGUCUGACUCUCAGAAAACAAGGCUUGAUUUUCUCACCAUGAUGCCGGAAUUGGUCACCCCGCAAGAUCCUUCCGAGGAAGCUUCUUUGGCAGCAGAGAAAUGCAAAGAUCCUGAUCUAGCAGGCGCCUAA